This is a messenger RNA of Tuber aestivum (summer truffle), 3223 nucleotides long. The record is from the annotation of a GenBank genome assembly. NCBI's taxonomy places the organism in Eukaryota, Fungi, Ascomycota, Pezizomycetes, Pezizales, Tuberaceae.
CCACUUUUACCCUCUUGCGUAUCGUAUUGGAUGUUUGGUGCAGUCUUCAGCCGCUGAUCCCCCGUCCUGACAAAGAAUCGAUCCAGCUGAAAGCGAGCCAUAACAGUAAAAACUUUUUUCGGAGAAAAAGGAAAUAAUAAAGGCAGCUGCUAGCUGCGGACACAACGCUGGUGUCGGGACCCCCCGGACCGGCACUUCAUCUAAGCGAAUCUCACACUAGACUUUUAAACUGGGACAUGUUGAUGUUUCUGGAGACUAAAGUGGUGUUGUCGGCGGUUGUGAGGAGGGAGGAGCCACGCCUUGCAAGGUGCAUACGAGAGAUAUUUUACUUGUACAGAACGAGUAGAUACCGGUAUGUACAUGGUCAUGGUAGGGCUGUGUACUCGUACUCGAGAUAUGUUCGAUGUCAGGGUUGCAGAGCGCUUUUUAUUCCUCCUUUCCAUACGGUAUGUACCGUAGUCCUUUUCUAGACCAAGGAGUACCGUACUCGUACUUCCUCUCCCCUCUCCAAGGAAUCGCCCGAACCGCAUGGCCCAAAAUAGACUCUGAUGGUUCUUUCUCUCUUUCUUUUUUUCCCCCGCAUGCGAGUGCAUCUCUCGUAAGUUGGUGGGGGAUAGGGAGAGAACUCGAUACUGCAUAUGGUGGGGCUGAGAAUUUGUCGUGGAUACCGGUACUGGUACAGUAGUGCUUACACAGAUUCGCAUCCAAAAGGCGUUCAGGCAGCCAUACAAAGCUUAAAUCUCUCCCCGCUCCCUUCUAUGAUAUUAAGCCUUCGGGGGCGUGCUUAUAUUUAGGUUCCUGCUGACCAUUUCAAGGAGGGUGUUUUUCUCUCACGGAUCAAGUCUUCCUUCAAGAGAAUUGCUCAGGCCUGGAGAGCUUGUUGGGCUCCUGUGGUGUUGUGGCUACCCCUAGCCACACGUUGAGGUGAAAGCUGUGACCGAGGGCUCUGGUGCUGCAUUCCGUAGCGGCUCAAACGGCAGUAUUUUGAGGGAAGGAAGCAAUUUCAAGGGAAGCAGAGAAUGAGAGGUGAAAAGGAGAAGGAGAACCUCAGGGGUAAGUCCAAUACAAAUCCUCCUGCCAUCCUCAAAUUCAAAUUCUGGUAACACUUACCAAUCGUAGUACAGACUAUCCUCUGUCAAAUCCCAGGAUUUCCAACUCACUCGCCUACAGUAGCUCCUCCCCACGAGCACACCCGUCUCAUUGGACUGCCCAACCCCCGCCAACGGCCCAGCUUCCGAGCCUGAUCGGAACGGGGCAGCAACUAAUAACGACGGCAAGCAGAGUGCCGCUACCGCCCGUCAAACCAUAAAAUUAGCCCGAAUAAACGAAACAAAAACCAAAACGAAAAAACGACACCGUACAAGUACAAACAUUUACCGGUUGCCAUAGUUUGUGUCGAUGCCUCAUCUUGGGUGGCGUGGGGAAGCAGACAGGCGGUCGGAAAAACCCACCUGCGUCAGCAAAUCAUAUUUUUGUUUCAGUUUCGCUGCAGCCCCUAGGGGAAGGGGGCAGCGAAAUACAAAAGGGGAUUAGUCUACCGGGAAUAACUGGAGCACCUUUCCGGCCGGGCUCAAUUCCAAUGGGGAGCGCGUCUGACAAGCAUUGGCGUCUUAGGGGAAGAGCUGUUUACCAGAAGAAAAAGAGGGGACCAACGGUUUCGGUACCCUCGCUUCGGCACUAUGGUGGUUCACUGGGAAAUGAGGUAAGACUUUGGAUGGUAUUGAUAUCACUUGGCCAAUUGGGAGGGGCACCAGCAGAUUUAAAUGUUUUCUCGAAAGAUUAGAAACUAUGCAGCAGGUUAUAAUACCGGUAGGUCUUUGACUACAAGGCUAUCGCAACUUCGGCGGCUAUCCUGGGAGCGAUCCCAGGAUUUUUUACCGUAUUGAGGCGAUGCGGUGGGGUGGGUUGUCGGAUAGGGGCUCUUGGGCUUGAUUGCGACUCAGGAAUGUGCGAUAGACGGGAACUCUCCAAGGCAGUAGGCAGCGCUUCCCUGUGCAGCAUACUGGUAGCGCAAUGCUGUGCUCAGGGUGAGAGGAUACAGGCAGUGCGUAAAGGGGGUUGAAUGUCAGAUUCGUACUACAACGAGUGAUUUUAUGUGAGAAUCACAGAUAUCACUCGGUUCAAGAAUUGUGCGAGCUGUUGGGGGGAGAGGGGUAUAAUUGAUUAUUGCGAUUGUGGACCAUAGGAUCGUGGGUUCCUCGAUAUCUCAAAAUAUAUUGGUGCGGAUGGCUGGUGGCCAACCUACUGGCGCACCACCUCCCUAGCUAAGUGCGAGCCGGGUCGGGGCAGGGUUGGCCUUGUUGGAGUCCACAUUCAGACAGUCAGUCCUCCUUCCCACGGGAUCCAACGAGUGUUGAACUCGGAGAUUCCACUUAUCCUAGAAAGGAGGGCCUAGCCCCCGUUACUAGUAUUUGGAAGUCUUUAUUAUUCAUUCUUUAUUACUCGUGGGUAUGUGUUUACUAUCUCUUUCGCUGUGUCUUGCUAGAUGUACACUGUUCCGCGGCUGGUGUUUCCUGGAGGGAUUGGUUGAGAAUGAGCUUCUACACACGCCCUGUUAUAUCGCCCUAUACACUUGAGUAUUCUUGGGUGUGUUGGCGUGUUGGCCCUUGGGUUUGUUGGGAUGUUCGACUAUUGGCCUGUGCACUGCUCGAGUAGGUAAAGAUUGGGCUGGGCUUGGAGGUGGUGCCGGUUGUUAUAUAUCACUUUUUUUUAAUCCCGAAUUCCACGGCUCCAGGCGUACAAACCAUUACUCAAGAAGGAUGGCCGAUGGCGGACCGGCGGUUGUGGGAGGGAAAAUAACAGCACAAUCCACGGGUUACAAAUGGAAUUUGGAUUCUUGUGGUCUCCCAGGAGACCGCUGAGUGACCUGAAGACGUUUCCUUCUCUAAGAACGACCUAAAUAGCACAGGGCCAUGAAGCGCUGUCGGUGCUCGGCCAUCUAUCCGUCCCGUUCCGCUCCGUGAUGGGUCCGGUUGAGGGACCUAGAUUGGAGCCUAGGACCCCGACGCAUUGUGGUACUGGUGAGGCCGGUGGGUGGAGGUAAUAUAUAGGGAUGAUGAAGAAUCCUUGGACCGGAUAUUUACAUUCCGGAAGAGGUCAAGCCAUAUGAGCGGUUAUGAUGGAAAACUUGGUAUCUGAUAGUCUUAGGUGGUUUACAAGUUUCCCCAGCAUGAAUCUGGGAGAGUCCGGUGCUUUAUACCCUCUCCUUAUUUAUCCCUAUAUA